Lachnellula hyalina is the source of this 1245-nucleotide messenger RNA. Its product is annotated as 4-hydroxybenzoate polyprenyltransferase, mitochondrial. Gene Ontology annotation, biological process: ubiquinone biosynthetic process. Gene Ontology annotation, molecular function: 4-hydroxybenzoate polyprenyltransferase activity. The record is from RefSeq and is a predicted model, not a curated record. Gene Ontology annotation, cellular component: mitochondrial inner membrane. The transcript has a single exon. Lineage: Eukaryota; Fungi; Ascomycota; Leotiomycetes; Helotiales; Lachnaceae. The coding region runs from base 1 to 1245 and encodes 414 amino acids.
AUGUCUCUCAUUGCCUUAUUCAAGCUGCCUAGUAGCUGUAGACAGUCUGUUCUACGAAAUGUUACCACACAUUCCCAGGUGUCGUUAAGGACCGUAUUCUACCAUGGCGGAGCUUCUUCAAUUUCCUACCGCCAAUAUAAGCCGUUGGUCGCUUCUCGAAGCCAGAGAACAUUUCACCAAUCCAUCUCAAAGACUAAGGCUGUGGCACUAGAUCAAGGUCAUAUUUCGGUAUCCAAGCCAAUUUCCGGACUUCAACCUCCGGCACCUUACCAGCCACCAACUACUGGUCUACUAUCAGUCCUCCCAUCUUCAUGGGUCCCUUACGCUGAACUCGUCAGGCUUGACAAGCCGACUGGGACCUACUACCUCUUCUUUCCCUGUCUAUUCUCGACACUACUUGCAGCACCUCUGGCUGUUCCAAUUGCUUCACCUCUCUCAGUUGUUGGAACCUCUCUCCUUUUCUUCGGUGGUGCACUGAUCAUGCGUGGAGCUGGCUGUGCCAUCAACGACCUCUGGGAUCGCAACCUUGAUCCACACGUUACACGAACACGGCUGCGACCCAUUGCGCGAAGAGCAAUAACUCCAUUCAAAGCUCUUGCUUUCACAGGUGCCCAGCUCUUCACCGGUCUUGGGAUACUUCUCCAGUUCCCGCUCGAGUGCUUCUUUUAUGCCACACCGAGUCUGCUACUAGUAGCCUCUUAUCCAUUAGCGAAGAGAGUAACGCAUUAUCCUCAGUUUGUUCUCGGGUUGACGUUUUCUUGGGGUGCAUUUAUGGGAUUUCCAGCUCUGGGGAUCGAUCUCUUGCAAAAUAAUGCAGCUCUGACUGCUGCGGCAUUCCUUUACACUUCGAAUAUAGCGUGGACAGUCUUGUACGAUAUGAUAUACGCACACAUGGAUAUCAAAGACGAUGCAAAGGCUGGAAUCAAAAGCAUUGCCUUGAGACACGAUAAGCAGACAAAGCAGAUUUUGAGUGGUCUUGCUAUCACUCAGAUCGGCCUUUUGGCAGCGGCUGGUGUUGCAGCUGGAGCAGGACCUGUAUUCUUUGUUGGCAGCUGCGGUGGUGCAGCUUUGACGCUGGCUGUAAUGAUCAAGAAGGUCAACUUGAAAAGUGUUAAGGAUUGCUGGUGGUGGUUCGUCAAUGGCUGUUGGAUCACUGGAGGUGUGAUCUCUGCUGGGCUUGGGGCGGAAUACCUUGUUCAGUACUCACAUAGGACGGAUAGGGGAGUCGAAGCGAAGGUUGGAUAA